AUGCUAAUUUUGUAUGAGGCAGCACACUUCGCUAUUCAUGGCGAAGAUAUUCUGGAUGAAGCCCUCGCUUUUACAGCCACUCAGCUUAAGUCAAUGGCAUCUCGUGUAAGCCCUCACCUUGCAGAAGAAAUAAAUCAUACUUUGAAAUUUCCUAUCCGUAAGAGCGUACCAAGGUGGCGGAAAACUUUAGGCUUUACUAAAAAGCUUCCUUACAUUAGAGACAGAAUGGUGGAGGAAUAUUUUUGGAUCUUGGGAAUGUUCUUUGAGCCAAAAUAUGCAUAUGGCAUAAGGAAAUUGACAGAAGUUUUCUCUAUGCAAAUCCUCAUAGAUGAUACAUACGAUUCCUACGGUACACUUGAAGAACCCACACUCUUUACAGAAGCAAUUAGAAGAUGGGACAUUGGCGCCAUAGAUACACUUCCAGUAUUAGAGCAAUCUAACAUUAGUCCAUCUCAUGCAAAUGCAGCAGCUCGUGGCAUCCUCAAAGACGUUGAUAUGCAACCACAUUCUAUAUCAGAUGGACACACUUCAUAUGAUAAUUGGGUGUCUUUAAACACUUGUCCUGUCAUUUGGUGUGACAAUGUGAGUGCUGGAGCUUUGGCAUCAAACCCAGUUUUUCACGCAAGAACAAAACAUAUUGAGAUUGAUACUCACUACAUACGUGAUCAAGCUCUUGCAAAAAAGGUUAUUGUGCAAUAUGUUCCCACCAAGCUUCAAAUUGCUGAUAUUCUGACAAAAGCACUUUCCAUUAGUCAGUUUCAGGUUUUGAAACACAAACUUUGUGUUGUUGAGAUCCCACAUUCAGAGGUUAAAGUUGACAGUAGUCCAGGAUCAUCUUAA
Pistacia vera is the source of this 840-nucleotide messenger RNA. RefSeq names its product (-)-germacrene D synthase-like. Bases 1 to 840 code for a protein of 279 amino acids. Gene Ontology annotation, molecular function: terpene synthase activity; magnesium ion binding. Lineage: Eukaryota; Viridiplantae; Streptophyta; Magnoliopsida; Sapindales; Anacardiaceae. The record is from RefSeq and is a predicted model, not a curated record. The transcript has 4 exons.